This is a messenger RNA of Exophiala dermatitidis NIH/UT8656, 387 nucleotides long. RefSeq lists its product as uncharacterized. Lineage: Eukaryota; Fungi; Ascomycota; Eurotiomycetes; Chaetothyriales; Herpotrichiellaceae. Bases 1 to 387 code for a protein of 128 amino acids. The transcript is spliced from 2 exons. The record is from RefSeq and is a predicted model, not a curated record.
AUGGCAGGUCCUCCUGACGACGGGACACUGUUGACUGUGCUUGCACUGGCGGCGCUUGAUGUCAUGUACAAAGAGGAUAACAUUUCGAACCGCAAAGGGUUGGCUCUCAUGGUCGCCCUAAAAGGUGGGCUUGAUAAACUUGGUAGGCGCGGCCUCGUCAAGGCAUACCUCAUCCAGUUUGACUACUUCUGGACGCUCGAGACGAGGACCGAAAGCAUAUUUCCUUUGGCUAAGCGCAAGAAGCACCGGGUAUAUCCCCAGCAUCCAUUCCGAGAUGAUAUCCUGUCCAUGAUCGCCACGCUACCCUCCGGCUUUGCGGCGAUAGCACAAAAAGGCACCCUCGGGUCAGCAUAUUCCUACGCUCUAAAAUUUCGAGGCAACCACUAG